Molecule: messenger RNA, 1454 nt
Organism: Pollicipes pollicipes
Lineage: Eukaryota; Metazoa; Arthropoda; Thecostraca; Pollicipedomorpha; Pollicipedidae
Product: methyl farnesoate epoxidase
Exons: 3
Coding region: 120-1454 (444 amino acids)
Molecular function (GO): heme binding; oxidoreductase activity, acting on paired donors, with incorporation or reduction of molecular oxygen; iron ion binding
Source: RefSeq, a predicted model, not a curated record
AUAUUGCCCGCCGCGUGCCGGAGAUAGUGGUCCGGCCUCCCGCGACAGAGCCGCUCGCGUCGGUGGCCGACGCGCCGCGCCGCCAGGCAACAAGCAUUCGUCCUUGAACGGGGCGGGCCAUGCUCUCCUGGCCGCUGUUGCUGCUGCUGGCGGCCGCGCUCGGCUGGCUGUGGGCGCGGAGACCGCGCCGUCCGUCCGGCUUCCCCCCCGGUCCUCCCACCUUCCUCAUCUUCGGCGACAUCCGGACGACGCUAGAAUUGCUGUUCGGAGACGUCCGCGAGGUGCUGCUCGACCGCCGGCGACGGUACGGCGACAUCAACGGCGUCGUCAGCCCUGGCGGGCAAUUCAUCGUCAACAUCUGCGCCUUCGAGGACAUCAAGGAGGCGUGCAGCAUGCCCGAGCUCAGCGGCAGACCCGAGACGUUCUCCUUUCUGGUGCGCAGCUUUAUGCAGAAACUGGGGAUAAUCUUCAACGACGGGGUGGUGUGGCAGGAAAGCAGGAGGUUCGCACUGCGGCAUCUGAAAGACCUGGGUCUGGGCAGGAGCUCAAUGGAGGACAGCAUCCUGGCCGAGUUCGAGCACCUACACGCGGAAAUGGAGUGCGACGUCGGGAAGCCGAUGCUGGUAAAUAAUCGCUUCAACCUGACCGUUCUGAACGUGCUGUGGAAGAUGGUGGCGAGCGAGCGGCUGGACCCGGCCGACCCGCAAUCCAUGGAACACGUGCGCCUCGUGAAUGACUCAAUCGCGGAGUUGGGGCCGCGCAACUUGCUGAUGAUAGCACCGUGGCUGCGCCACGUGGCGCCCGGCCUCAGCGGGUACAACGCGCUCGUGCAGCAACGGGACGCCGCGCUGGCCAUGUUCCAGCGCCUGGUGCGCCAGCACCGCGCCACGCUGGACCCGCGCGAUCCGCGCGAUUACAUCGACCGCUUCCUGCUGGAAAUGGAGACGGGGGACGCCGCUGAGCGCGGCUUCAACGAGCUCAAUCUGGUCGUUAUCGGCAUGGACUUCCUGCUCGCCGGCAUGGAGACGACGUCCACCUCUCUGAGCUGGGCGCUGCUCUUCAUGGUGAAGCACCCAGAGGUGCAGCGCCGCGUGCAGCGCGAGGUCGACGCCGUGCUCGGCGGCCGCGCGCCGGCCGGUGCAGACCGCCUCGCGCUGCCCUACACGGACGCCGUGCUGAUGGAGCGCUUCCGGCCGGAGCGCUUCUUGGACGAGUCGGGCGCGGCGCGCCGCGACCCGCGGCUCAUGCCGUUCGGCGUCGGCCGCCGCUCGUGCCUGGGCGAGCAGCUGGCGCGAGCUGAGCUCUUCCUGCUGUUCGUCUGCCUGAUGCAGCGCUUCUCGUUCGAGGCGGUGCCGGGAGAGGCGCUGCCGUCGGACGGCCAGUACGCCUUCACCGCCCGCGGCGGCGACGCCAGCCGACGGGCGGACGCUGACGAGUACGGCCCGUGCAACUGA